Molecule: messenger RNA, 1689 nt
Organism: Hirsutella rhossiliensis
Lineage: Eukaryota; Fungi; Ascomycota; Sordariomycetes; Hypocreales; Ophiocordycipitaceae
Product: cytochrome p450 domain-containing protein
Exons: 4
Coding region: 1-1689 (562 amino acids)
Molecular function (GO): iron ion binding; steroid hydroxylase activity; oxidoreductase activity, acting on paired donors, with incorporation or reduction of molecular oxygen
Source: RefSeq, a predicted model, not a curated record
AUGGAUUCUGCUCUGGCUCAAGGUCAAGGGCCAUCGACGAGCAAGCCUCAUCUGGGUUUGGUUGAUUGGCGCUGGCCCGGAUACUCUCUGUUCUUUUUACUUCUGCUCUUGGCAUGCUACUCGUUGAAACGCCGAAAGAAGCGGCCUGACCAUGGCGAUACCGUCCCCUACACGCUUCCCUUUCUAAGAAGCGCCAUCCCCUUUGUCUUCGACGGACUUCUGUUCCUCCAGAACGCAACACGACAAUUCCCAUAUGCCUCGACCCUCCGCGUCGCCAUUCUUCGCGACGAAGCUUACCUUGUCCAAGGGCCCAAGAACGUGGCCGAGAUCUUCCACAGCACCCACCUCGGCGUCACACGGGCGUACAGCCUGGUGCUGAAGCAAUGUUUUGGAAUGGACCAGAAAGCCGUGGCCGCGUACCUGGCCGACAGCUCGGGCUCGAGGCACAAGCCCAUUCCCGGGAGCAGCCCGCGGCCCCGGGAGCGAAUCAGCUUCAUGACGCACGAGAAUCUGGUCUCAGGCCUGCUGCAGAAUGGCCUCGGGCCGACGACAGAGCGCUUCAGGACGCAUCUGACGACGUCGCUGCAAGCGUCCGUCACCGGCCAAGCCUGGACUGAAGGGCCGGACCUGGCACGGUUCUUUGAGCACCACCACGGCUCGGCCUUGAUACGGGCGGUUUUCGGCGGCGAGAUCCUCCAUCAGAAUCCAGACUUUGUUCGGGACCUGUGGCAGUACGACAAAGGGGUCAUGAGUCUGGCCAGGAGGCUUCCGUGGUUCUGCAUCCCGAAGACAUAUCGACUCAGGGAGAAGCUGCUCGCGGCGGUUAGGCGAUGGCACUCUGACGCCCCAACCGGGACAACCGCUGCAGAGGCCGCUGGAGAGCCUCACCGUGACCCCGGGUGGGCUACCGGAAUGAUGAGAGAGAGGUACACGACCCUACUGGGCGCCAACGGCCAGGACGAGGCAUCCGUUGCCUCUACGGACCUCGCAUUCAUCUGGGCAUCCGUGACAAACGUCAUCCCAUCGUCCAUGACGCUCGCUCUGCACGUCUUUCGCUCCCCGAAGCUCGUCUCCUCCUUGCGCAGCUCGCUCUCUCGCCUACAAUCGCCCACGGCCGUCCAGGACCUCGAGACAGUUCCGCUGCUUCUCUCCAUCUACGCCGAGACAUUGAGGUCCACGGUCCAGAUCCACAUUCCGCGAAGCGCCCCGUUCAACGAGCUCCACGUGGGCGGCGUGACCAUUCCCAGGAACAAGCUGAUCCUGGUCAACACUCGGCUUUCGCACAUGGACGAACGGGUCUGGAACACCAAGGACGGCACGCGGCCCCUGGAGCAGUUCUGGGCUCAAAGGUUCCUCGUCGAUCCGAGCGAUGAGUCGAGUGGCCCGACGAGGAAGAGGCCGGCCUCUGCGGGCCCAGGGGACAAGGCUCACGGUCAUGUCUAUUUCUCCACCGACGGUCUCGAAGGGGCUUGGAUCCCGUACGGAGGUGGCCAGCACGCGUGCCCCGGGCGUGUCCUUGCCAAGCGCAUCAUGCUCCUCUCCACGGCUCUCCUUGUCAGCACGUUCGACGUCGAGAUCCUCGCCGACGAGGCGGCGCUAGCCUUUGACAGCGCACGGUUUGGAUUCGGCGUCAGCAAGCCCUGCCGUCCGAUACGGUUCAGGGUCCGGCGUAGGAUGCAAGCGCUGUGA